Molecule: messenger RNA, 6134 nt
Organism: Colossoma macropomum (tambaqui)
Lineage: Eukaryota; Metazoa; Chordata; Actinopteri; Characiformes; Serrasalmidae
Gene: map2k5
Product: mitogen-activated protein kinase kinase 5
Exons: 22
Coding region: 317-1666 (449 amino acids)
Biological process (GO): protein phosphorylation
Molecular function (GO): ATP binding; protein binding; protein kinase activity
Source: RefSeq, a predicted model, not a curated record
ACUUCCUCUGAGUUUGUGUUGACAGUUAGCACGUGAGAAAACUUUAGCAGUAUUACAGUUAAAAGAUUAAUAUUUUAGGGCUGUUCUACGUCUUAAACAUAUGCCAUGAGGGCCGCCUUUUACUAACCCGAAACUGAAGCGAUGCCUGCCCGUCUUUUCAGAAUGGAAACGUUAGUGUUGGUGUUAGUUAGCCAGCGCGCUAGCCGGUUAGCUGCGUAAGUUUAGCCAUGUUGUUGCUGAGCUGCUGCUGCAGGCGGCUGAGACUGUAAUCAGUUUCAGCUCAACCCCAUCCCAAAAACUCACACACUCAUCUGUUAUGCUCUUACUCGUUCUGAAUAACCUCUGCGCUAUGGACACCGAAGCUAUUGUGAUCCGAAUAAAGACGCCGGUUGGAGACAUGGACUCUUCAGUGGACUGUCCUUCCCUGCUGAGCUUCAACGAUUUACUGGUUGCAAUCAGAGACGUCAUGCCAGAGGCGACAGUUACAGCAUUUGAAUAUGAAGAUGAGGUCGGUGACAGAAUCACAGUUCGGAGUGACGAAGAGCUCAAAGCCAUGCUGUCAUACUACUGCAACACGGUGACAGAGCAGCGCAUGAAUGGACUUCUACCAGAGCCGCUGCAGAUCUUUCCACGAGCCGGCAAGACUCCUGGGAUCCGGAACAUCCACGGCCUCAAGGUGAACACACGACCUGGAUCGUCCAGCAGCCGCGGACCCUCUCCUGCUGACUCUCUGCCCAACAACAGUUUAAAGAAGUCCUCAGCAGAGCUGAAGAAAAUAUUGACCAAUGGCCAGAUAAAUGAACAAGACAUCCAGUACCAGGAGCAACUUGGCCAUGGAAAUGGAGGCACCGUAUACAAAGCAUACCAUCUCCUGGGGAAGAGGGUUCUGGCAGUAAAGGUCAUUCCUCUUGACAUCACAGUGGAGCUGCAGAAGCAGAUCAUGUCUGAGCUAGAGAUUCUUUACAAGUGCGACUCUCCGUACAUCAUAACAUUCUACAGUGCUUUCUUUGUGGAGAAUAGAAUAUCAAUAUGCACUGAGUUUAUGGAUGGUGGGUCUCUGGAUGUGUACAGAAGAAUUCCAGAGCAUGUCCUGGGCCGGAUUGCUGUGGCGGUGGUGAAAGGGCUGACUUAUUUGUGGAGCCUGAAGAUUUUACACAGAGAUGUGAAGCCUUCCAAUAUGCUGGUGAACACUCGAGGCCAGGUCAAACUCUGUGACUUUGGAGUCAGCACACAAUUGGUGAAUUCCAUCGCAAAAACCUAUGUCGGAACCAACGCAUAUAUGGCGCCGGAACGAAUAUCAGGGGAGCAGUAUGGCAUACAUUCAGAUGUAUGGAGUGUAGGAAUCUCAUUCAUGGAGUUGGCGCUUGGCCAUUUCCCCUAUCCACAGAUUCAGAAAAACCAAGGUUCCUUAAUGCCUCUCCAGUUAUUGCAGUGCAUCGUUGAUGAGGACCCUCCUGUGCUUCCAGUUGGUCAGUUCAGUGAGAAAUUUGUGCACUUCAUAACACAGUGCAUGAGAAAGCAACCAAAAGAACGUCCUGCUCCCAAUAACCUUAUGGACCACCCCUUCAUCAAGCAGUAUGAUGAUGGCAAUACAGAGGUGGUAUCCAUGUGGGUGUGCCGAAGCUUGGAGGACCGCAAAUCCCAGCAAGCUCAGGGACUAAUGUGAGGCAUCAUGGGAAGUGGAAUCCAGUCGUCAUAUUUCAUUCUUCACUGAGUCUUUAGGGGUAUAUCGGCUGAGCUUACUUGAAGGAGACCACCCGACUCCAUGCACAGAGCCCAGAGGACUUUUCAUUGCAGCCAUUGGCUUCAAUAACCCUGAAUCUACAGCUUGAUUUUUUUUUUGUGUGUUUGUGUUUUUUCCCCACUGCUUUAGCAAACUGCGGUGUGAAUGUUUGAGAAAAUGGCCUCUUUGCAGAUGGACCAUGAAGCGAGGGCUGCUUAAAAGGGUGAUCCAUAGCAUUAAUUUCACAAAACAGGACAGGCUAGGACACUCUAUAAUGCAGCAUAAGCGUUUUGCAGUUUGACCCAGAUGUCAGGUCAUGGGAAACCCUCGUGGGUAUAUUUUGACAAGCUUGGACAUCUUGUGCUCAUACAUCUGCCUCACUUUGUGCCUGAUGAAGUUCAUCAAGCUGAAUUAACCCUGAUCGGACUGCAUUUGCCAAGCACUAACCUUGGGACAUUUAGCACUGGGAUAUUUUCUUUCAUGAAAGAUUAGCAUGAUGUUAAGACAUGGCACAUUUCUUCUGUAGUAGACAAUAUUAGUGCAGUGCUAAUACAGGACAUACACUUGUAAACAGAAAUCAGAGCAGAGCAUCUCAGGAAACAAAUAAAUUAGCGUAAUGAGUUAGCAUAAUGCUAAUGUAUCCAUUCUCCUGGAGACAGUGCUAAAUGAUAUAACGUUUUGCACGCAGUAGUUUAUAUUGUCUGAGGAAUUUCAGUUCUACCAAAUAAUGGAAACCCGGUAUGUAACGUCACCACUGUACAAUCGUAGACAAAUAUUACUUAGCUAUUAUUUCAACUUGUGGGGAGAAUUGGAUUUAUAACUUUCAUAUUUUUAACCUUUUGUUUAAGUACAUAUUUGAGUAUGUGAAUGCCAAUGCCAGUAUAUCUUAAGUGUUUAACUGAACUGACCCCACUAAUCUCUUAGGAAUCCAUACGGCAAAUCAGCAUCACCCUCCCUCCCCACUUCUCCAUGUAAUCAUUCCACUGCAGGGGGUAAAUCAUUUCUGCUCACUGUUCUAUUAACCACUGACAGCUGCUGACUAACGUGGCUCAUAUGUUACAGAUGCAUCUACCCGCCACAUCUGCCUGUUAUAUUAAUACUGUAUGAGCGACAUGUAAUUAUUUGUACUUUUCUUCUUUGUUUUUUAGUCCAAAAAAUGAAGUAGUGGAGGCGUGGUAUACACUAUAUGUCCAAAAGUAUCCAGACACACUUUUUUUCAUUUGUGAAUUAAGGGGCACCCAUUGCUAGCACAGGUGUUUAUCUGAGCACACAGCUUGUAUAAUCUCCAUAAAUAGGCAUUAGCAAUAGAAUGGGAUGCUCUAGAGCAGUUACAUAUGGGCCUAAGGUCAUCAUGCCCAAUGCCAGGCAAAGGCUAGUGGGGUAUAAAGCCCCCUACUUUUCUCUAGAGUGAUGAAGCAUCAUCCAGUACCUCUGGAUGGAGUGGUGUUUGUGAUCUAGUUUGUGAUACCUGACCAACCAGUUUCAACAUCUGGAGUACUGUGCAAAAGUCCCAUCAUUUAUUUAGUUUCCAGUCAAAACAGCCAUUAAGUACAAGUUAUUCAUUUUUGGGAGAUAUUCUGAAGAAAUCUACUUGAGUAACAAAGGGGAAAGUCAAAGGAAAAACUUUCAGGAACUAAAGUUUGAGAUAACUGAGCUUAACUAAAAAUCUUCUUUAAACUGUACUGUUUCUUCAUUGAUUUAAUUUCCAGUCAAAACAGCCAUUAAUAAAGUUUAAAAACAUAAAGUUUUUCAUUUUUCUAGAUAAUUUUCUGAGGAAAUUAGGUAUAAGAUAAUUUGCUUGGUUAAAGAAGGACAAAGUCAAAGGAAAAAACAAGAAAAGCAGGAGAUUCAACAAAUUAGGAGAAAAAAAGAAAAUGGGUUUCCUAACAACUAUGUGAAACCUGGUAGACCACCAAAAUUGAGAUAAACAGUACUUGAAGCUUCAAGAGAGAGAAAUAAAUCAAGUUCCACUCUUGCUUCAGAUCUGAAAAAAAAUCUACCGGUGUUUUUGUCCAUCCUUGCACUGUGAGAAGACAACUCAACAAUAUGUCCCUGAAUGACUGUUUAGCUGUCUAGAAGAGGUGACUGACAAAAAGGAAAUAGAUAGAAAACGUCGAAUCUCUAGGAAAAUAGAUAGAAAUGUAGAAUUCUGUUCUCAGAACAACGCACUGGCCACCCUGGAGUCCAGAUCUCAACAUCACUGAACGUGUUUGGAACUGCUUGGAUUAUGAGAAGCAGAAAAAGCAAACCAACUCCUAAGACUGAAAAUUGGGAGUUUCAAAAACAGUUUUCUUUGAAAAACUGAAAGCAAGUCUACCCAAAAGAAUGAAGGAUGUGAUAAAGACAAAGAGUGGACACAUUAAAUUUCUUUAUCCUGAUGCUGAGAAAAAGAAUAACUUGUACUUAAUGAGACGGAUUGUCUCUGCUUUUAGCACAGUGCUGUAGUGUAAAGCUUUCUGAUUAGAGGAGAGUCUGUUACUAUAGAUAUGGGAGCAAACUGCCAUGUUUUUCAGAAGAAACAGAUCAGUAGAAGUCUACAGACUUUUGGAAAUAUAGUCUAUAUUAAAGUGUUAAGGACACCCCACACCACUUUACAUAAAAAAAGAGAUUCAAAAAUCAGUCACUGAGAAAAUUCCAGUAAGAUUUUAUACAGUAGAGCAUUAUUUCCCUAGACUAAGGCUAUUUGAAGGUUUCAGAUGGGUUUUUAAACAUGCUGCCAAAUAUUCAUUCACCAAAAGCAUCUUCAUGUAUACUGUGUGAAGGUUUCUUUUGUUAAUUAGGUUUUAUUUAGUAUUUAGUCUUUAAUCAAAGGGUUGAGCUACACUAUAUCCAACAGCUAUUUGCUUUGUAAAAACACAGAAGUGUGGUUGUUCUGAGUUGCUCUCUGAUAUUGCCAUCUGACCUUGGCCACAUAAUGCAAAGCCGUUAAAGUUUGCACACCUUGGACUUUUACUGAGUAAAUGAAAACCGUUCAAAACUUUACUGCCUCUGUUGAUGAUGUCUUCUCAACAGUUCACUUCACUCUCUUAAUAUAAAAGAACUAACGGAUUAUUCUAGCCAUUAAAAGGCUGUUUUAAUGGGUGCGGUUGAAAAUGCUUUUUCUGUGAAGAUAUUCAAAAGCGUUCCUGUAUCUUUUUUUAAGUGCUUAUUUAUUUGUCUGAAUCCAUUUGUAGGUGAACAAACAGCACAAGCUUGAUCAUUAUUGUGAAAAAUAAUGUGACGUUUUCUCUCCUCUAUCAGCUGAAAUGGUCUUGCUCUGGAAAAUAUUGUGGCUAUAACAAGACAUUAGGGUUAAUAUAAAAUACAGCUAAGUUCAAAAAUGACUUGUUCUCCUGCCGUUGUUUGAAACAUCAUUUCCUGCUUAGCGGGGAGAAUCUCUUUUACACUGUCAGGUGUUUAAAUGUGUUUGAGAAACUUAAAAAUAUUACAGCCUGUUUGAAAAGCAAGCUGCAGAAGGUUUUUUGAGACACCAAGCAGCUUUCCUUACACUGUCAUGUUUCUGAAUGAGUCAUUUGUCAUCAAUGAUCUGUUUGGACUUAGAAUGAAUUUGUUUAUAUGCUAGUUUCAUUUCUUCAUUCAUGCACUGAGAUCUUGACCUUGUCAUGUUUGCACAUGUGCCACUUCUACACUUCUGUCAAAGGUAUCAAUCGCGACUCUUCUUUAUAUUUUAGACUUGAUAUUCUUUCAUUUAUCUACUCAUCGUCACUGUCCAAAGAAAAACAACUAUUUCUAAAAUAGUAAGUUUACAGGAGUGGGCAAAAACGCUCUUACUUUUUAAUGUAAGUUAAUGUAAAGAGCCCCCCCCCCCCCAAGUGAUUUUGGAGAAAAAUGGAGAUACAUGAUUUUCUUUGGACAGCGACGCUAUGCUGCAGUAUUUAAAGCUCAUUCACUGUUAUUUACCUGUAAGCCUUAACAGUAGAGUUCCAUUUGAUGAAACUAAGUUAGUGGUUAGUAAGCAGCCUCAUUUACUUACAUACUUAAGUAAUGUUUUGUUGGAUUUGUACUUUUCUGUUUAUUUUAAAUGGUGUCACUUUGCUUGCAUUUGGUUCCAAAGAUGUUUUUUGGGUUCUGUUUUGUUUGAUUCUAUUGGCUCGCUGCCCAGACUGUUUUGCUGUUACUCAUUUUUGAGGUUUAGCAUUUUGUUUUAGACCAAAAUGUUUCCAAAAGAGAAUAGCACUUGCUAGUAGAUGCCAGAUGCACUGUAGGAGGUUCUACUGGGAACUCAGUAUUGGAGUUAUUGGACCUGAUGUUGCUUAGUUGUUUACUGUUACUUUGUGCUUUGCAGUGGUUAAGCUAGUCUACCCUCUGGGUCAGUCUACCCUUAGAUUCCAAUGGGUCAGUGACAUGACAUGCUUUUUUGUGGUGUGUGUCCAAGUACAUUAAUUUCCUAUAAAAUCAUUUAUUAAAUACA